Messenger RNA from Sphaerodactylus townsendi, 2744 nucleotides. It is a transcript of the gene LINGO4, whose product is annotated as leucine rich repeat and Ig domain containing 4. Bases 362 to 2371 code for a protein of 669 amino acids. The record is from RefSeq and is a predicted model, not a curated record. The transcript has 5 exons. Gene Ontology annotation, cellular component: plasma membrane. Gene Ontology annotation, molecular function: protein binding. NCBI's taxonomy places the organism in Eukaryota, Metazoa, Chordata, Lepidosauria, Squamata, Sphaerodactylidae.
CUGACAUCAUUUGGGAAAGCUCAGCUGCUAAAGCGGCCAGCAUCUCUCUUGACUCCCACCUGCUUCAGAGAUCCGCAGAUGGAGAAACAGACCAAUGGGCACCUCCGAAGAACAAAUGGGUCGGACUCCAACUCUCUGGAAUAGUCCUCAACAAAGAUUCCUGCCCUGUUCAUGACCAAAGAUCCAGACAAAGAAGCGUGUUCAGCAGCCCCACGAGUGGAAGAAGGGCUAGGAAUAUGGUCAUGAUCUGGAGUUCUGGCUUAAGGGGACUCCAUCAUCGACCUAAAGGAUUCUGGAAACUAUCCACUUCUGAGAUCUCCAUCCUACUGUUCUACAGUUUCAAAGUUACCUGCCCAGGAUAAUGUUUCAGUCACAUCAAAUACAUAUCCACAGUAUAUCACCUAAAAGAAAGAAAAAAUCCGACCAUCCAAGAACCACCAUAGAAAAGUGUGUGAUGAAAAUCAGCAGAUUAGGAAAAAAGAAAUCAAGUAAGAUGGUCACCAGAGCCCUGCUGGAUUUCCCCUCCACCCAGACGAGAUGGCCACCCUUUUUGUUGCUUUUCCUUGUAGCCCCCUUGGUGGGAUUCAGCUGGGGCUGCCCUUCGAGGUGCGAUUGCUCCUCCCAGGAGAAGGCGGUGUUCUGCAAUGGCCGGCGUCUGACGACUGCGCCCGGUGGAAUCCCUCCGGACUCCGAGCUUCUGGACCUGAGUCACAACCGCAUCCGCACCCUUCACCAGGGUAUGUUCUCUCGCCUCCAGGCCUUGAAGGAGCUGGACUUGAGAGAGAACAUCAUGUCCAACAUUGAACCCGGAGCCUUCAAUGGCCUCCAUAAGCUGAUGACCCUCCAGCUGAAGAGCAACAUGUUGAAGAUAAUCCCAGCGGGUGUCUUCAUGGGUCUUCCCAAUCUCACCAUCCUGGACAUCAGUAAAAAUAAGAUUGUUAUCUUCCUGGACCACUCUUUCAAAGAACUCAUCAACCUCAGAAAGCUGGAGGCAGGAGACAAUCACCUGGUCUUCAUUUCUAACCGAGCUUUCGGUGGUCUUCACCGACUACAACAUCUCACCUUGGAAAAAUGCAACUUGACCGGCAUCCCGACACAAGCUCUUUCUCACCUUCACCAUCUCGUGGAGCUCAGGUUCAAGGUCCUGAACAUCAGCAUCGUUCCUAACUAUUCUUUCCGCAAGCUGCACCAACUGAAGGUUCUGGAGAUCCACCAGUGUCCUUUCCUGAAGACACUGGAGUCCUGUAGCCUCUUUGGCUUAAACAUCACCUCUUUGUCGGUCACCAAGUGCAACCUCAGCAUCAUUCCCUACGAAGCUUUCAAGCACUUGGUCUACCUCCAGUUCCUGGAUCUCUCCUACAACCCCAUCUCUGUGAUCCACGGGAGAAAGCUGAGGGACCUCUUGCGGCUUCAGGAGUUCCACCUUACUGGUGGCCGCCUGGUCACAAUCGAGAACAAAGCUUUCCAAGGCCUGUACUACUUCCGCCUCCUCAACGUUUCUGGCAAUGCUUUGCAGACUCUCGAGGAAGGGGUCUUCCACUCGGUGGGGAACUUGGAAGUCCUCAGGCUGGACGGAAAUCCCUUGGCUUGCGACUGCCGACUCCUGUGGAUCAUUCGGCGGAGACGGAGGCUGAAUUUUGAAGCCCAGCAGCCCGCCUGCGCUAGCCCCUCGACAGUGGAGGGGAAAGUCUUCCGAGAAUUCUCGGAGGUCCUGAUAGACCACUUCACUUGCAGGAAGUCUAAGAUUAUAGACCGGACGUUUCAGAGCGUGAGCGUUGAAGAAGGAGGCCAUGCCGUGCUGAGGUGCCGAAGUGACGGGGAUCCAAUGCCAACCACUUCUUGGGUGACGCCUCACAAAAUCCACUUGGAUGCAAGGGGCAAAGGAAGGGUGAGAGUCCUUUCAGAUGGCACCCUUGAGAUCCAGUAUGUCUUGCCUCAAGAUGCCGGGCCGUACCACUGCAUAGCGAGCAACGUAGCAGGGAAUGACACCCUGGUGGCCUAUCUCCAAGUCCACCCGUUCUCCGUUCACCUGCCGAACGACUCUUUCCUCCCAAGUAACUUCAGCAUUGCCAACAUGACCGAGACCUUCCGCCUGCUCCUUGUGGACAUCAACACCGUGGUGGGGGUGCUGGCCAUUGGAAUCAUGCCCUUUCUCUGCUCUGUCGUCGUUUGCUUUCUCCUCAUCUUACUCUGGAGCCGGAGCAGAGGGAGGAUGAAGCGCCAGGCCAACCAGCGUUCUCCCUCUUAUUCCCAUGGUUACAAGGCUGCAUCCAGCCAACCCAAAACUGCAGCCCUAAAACCAAAAUCAGGAGUUACCAAGACGAACUUGGUGAGCCCUACGGGGAUAGGGUGGGAUAGAAAUCGAAAAUAAGUAACUUCGAUCCGGUCCGUGUGGGCCAGGAAGUGACAUAGCUGAGUGCACUUUACCACCUCAGAUAGCAGAAGAUCCAUUUCAGAUUUGCACCUACAUUUGAGGUUUUUUCCAAAAAGAAUCCCUGCAAACAGAAAACUAGCAUCGCAGUGGCAAAGGUUGGUCUGCUGGUUUUCUAGCUGCGUGGAGCCCUCCUCCACUGGCUGUCUGAAAUGAAGCAGUUCUUUUGGCCACCUCAACAUCCUGACAUUGUUGAUUUUUCCUUUUUUGUUCAUACAUGGCUAAAGGAAGUCGUCUCGGUUUUCCGGACAGUUUCUGCUGCAUCUGGCCCAGAGCCAUGCAUUUUUAGGCCAGAUUAGAGAUCUUUAUUUUU